GCCGGGGAGCCGCGGCAGGAGCCUGUCUGCCAGCGCGGAGAGGCGGGCGGAGACGGCGGCGGCGAUGUUGCUCCUGCUCUUUUCCCGGCGCGGGGACUGAGCGGCGGCCCGCGCCGUCUUGCCUGCCGGCCUCGGAAGGCGCCAUGGAGAGCCAGCUGGCCCGCUGCAAGAUCGUGGUGGUGGGCGACAGCCAGUGCGGCAAGACGGCGCUGCUCCACGUCUUCGCCAAGGACACCUACCCCGAGAACUAUGUCCCCACGGUGUUUGAGAACUACACGGCCAGUUUUGAGAUCGAAAAGCAGCGCAUCGAACUCAACAUGUGGGACACAUCAGGCUCAACAUACUAUGACAAUGUGCGCCCCCUUGCCUAUCCUGACUCGGAUGCUGUUCUCAUCUGCUUUGACAUUAGCCGCCCAGAGACCUUGGACAGCGUCCUUAAAAAGUGGCAGGGGGAGACGCAGGAGUUCUGCCCCAGCGCCAAGGUGGUUCUGGUGGGCUGCAAACUGGACAUGCGCACCGACCUGAACACUUUACGGGAACUUUCCAAACAGCGCCUUAUCCCCGUCACACAUGAGCAGGGCAGCAUUUUGGCCAGGCAGUUGGGCGCCGUGGCGUACGUGGAAUGCUCUUCCAAGGUUUCGGAGAACAGCGUGCGGGACGUUUUCCACGUGACCACCCUGGCGUCCGUCAACCGCAUCCACAAGCACCUCAAGCGCAGCAACUCAAAGCGAGGGCUGAAGCGGGCGGCUCAGUUGCCCGCUCGGACGGACUUGUUGACUGACCCUGAGAUCCGCAAAGACCGGGCCAAGAGCUGCUCAGUGAUGUGAGAGGAGACGAAGGAGACCCCCUGAGGGGCCGAAGCAGAGCACUGCCUGUCUUGUUCAUAUCUCUUUGUACAGUAUUUGGUCAGGGGGAGGUCUCUGCGCCGUUCCCCGUGAUGUAGGCCCGAGGGAAAACAGGCAGCCUUCCCCCGGAAAAAACGUUUCUGCCUGAAGCCGCGAAAUGCUAUGCAUACAUUGACAACGUCUGGAUGUGGGGCUAGUAUUGCACAGGACACAGAAAAUGCUCAGGUAGCGGAUGACCUCCGAGGAAAAGGAGCGCAUCACUGCGUGAGGCACAGAUAUUGGGGGUUGGGGGUGGGCAGAAAUCUUCUUAUUCUCUUCAGAGCAAUUAUUUUGGAGCUAGCGUACGAUGUGUAGGUUGCCCAGGCCACUGGCCUCUUUGUACAGCCAUGGCGUGGGGCAGUCAAGCCAUGCCUUUAGCAUGUGUACAUGUGUGUGCAUGCGUGUUUGUGAAUUGUAUGCGCAAGGCGAAGUGCGGGGCUAGCGCUCCCGCACGGGUCCGGUCGUGGAAUAAAGAGCUGCGGAUGGGU
Podarcis raffonei (Aeolian wall lizard) is the source of this 1372-nucleotide messenger RNA. RefSeq names its product Rho family GTPase 2 (gene RND2). Gene Ontology annotation, biological process: small GTPase-mediated signal transduction. The transcript has 5 exons. The record is from RefSeq and is a predicted model, not a curated record. The coding region runs from base 144 to 827 and encodes 227 amino acids. Gene Ontology annotation, molecular function: GTP binding; GTPase activity. NCBI's taxonomy places the organism in Eukaryota, Metazoa, Chordata, Lepidosauria, Squamata, Lacertidae.